AUGUCGGCCGGCACACGCCCAUCGGUUCUCGAUCAUAACCUACUUGAACAGCUCAUUGCGCCCUCCCCGAUUCCCUUCAACCGCCAUUUCAAGGUCUCUUUGACGACGCUCCGUCAACACCGACGUCUCCGCUUCUUUUUUGCGCUUUCCAUGCUCCCAGUGCUGCUUUUUCUCGUCGGCGCGGCCGCGGCUCGUACUUCGACUUUUUCCGAUGGCUCUGACGGCGACAAAAUAGUUUUAACUGCACAUGGCAUGGGUGUCGACGACGCGAGUCGUGUCGUCAUUCCAGGUUCUUUUUUCUUUUAUCAAAAUCGCGAAAACGCAUCUGUAAAAUAUUUCAAAUUAUACCAGAUUCUCUAAAAACUACAGCCGUGAUGUUGAGGUUUUCUAGGUGUGUUUGAUCAUGAUUUCUUGGAAUUCUAACGGCUCUUCUGAACUUUUCCCUUACUUUAUGAAGGCCUACCGAAGUCUUCUGAAAGCUGGCCGAUUGGGAGACAUGGUAUAGCGGCGAAGUAAUUGUUAGUCUCGGCGCUCGACAUUUCGGGUGACAUCUCUUUUUUUUUUUUACCAGAGCGACCAUUACUUUCGAAUUAGGUCAAGAAAAACCAGUUGACGAUUUCAUCGACGAUUUGGACAUACCGCCUCACAUACCUAUUUUUUGGAAACAUUGCCUUGAGCAAACAAAAUCAUAUGAAACAUUUUCGCGAUAAGUAUGAAGCUAAGGAGAAGGGUGAGUUUUCUGAAAAAAAUUUAUGAAAAAGCCAAUCUUGCUGUGAUUUUGAUGAAACAAUUUUUUUGCUUGUUAUUAUUCUGGAAUGCAUUAAAAAGUGCUAAAAGCUUUUUGCUUUAAACUCAUGAUUUAUGCUGCGCCCAAGUGAUUCCGGCCAUUUAUUUUCAUUUUCAUUUUCAAAAUUGACGGUUUUUUUCUUUUAAAAUGAUUUCGCGAAAUAUGCAAUAGUGGAAUUUCGAGAGCCAUGGAAAAAGGUUCCUCGAAGACUACUGUACGUGAAAGUCCGCAUUUGGCGUGUUUUCACAUUCAGAAUGGUCCCCUCCGCGCACAUCAGUUCAGCCUUUUCGGUUUGGCACACUGUAGGUUGAAAUUGUGCAUACAACGAUAGCGGUUUUUGGGCAAUCACCCAACAUAAUUGCCGAUAUCGCAGCGGGCCGCACGCGAUAUAGCCAAGGCUUCUCGCUGCGAUCUCGUCAACAUGUCGCUGCGACCUCGUUCAAAGUCUCGCUGCCAUAUCGCUCCCACUCAAAAAGUUGAAAUUUGAAAAACAUUUUUUUUGCUUUAUUUUUGACUUUUAUGAUGAAAUCAAUCAAACUCAAGAAAAAAAAACAUUUUUGAAGAAACAUUUUUCAGAGAGCGAUAUAGCGCAAGACGUUUGCGAGGUCGCAGCGAGAGGCGAGCGAUAUCGCUCGCGGCUCCCCCGCGGUAUAGCGUUACUCUCGCUGCGAUAUAGUCCACAAUUUUGGGUGAUAUCUUCACUAGUUUUUUUGUACGAAAAAAAUGAACAAAUUUGAAGAAAUACACAAUUAGAACAUUCAAUGAUUUUUUAAAGUUUUUUCAAACGCUAGCAAGCCCUAAAAAUGGCCUUAUCUGGGAAAUGCGUCCUAAGUAAGUUAAAAUAAUUGUUUUUUCUUUUUUUUUCAUCUAUUAAUGUCGGAAAAAAUUUUUCAUUCUAAUUAAUAGAAAAACCCGUUUCAGUGAAAAUUCCCUGCUGAAAUAUCUGUUACAGUAGGUUAAAAACGUUAACACGGAAUUGCGAAAAAAAAUUCAAAAUUUACAAAAUUGAUAAUGAUUAGUUCAGGGCUUACGUACUUGACCUAGUUGGCAAAGACCACGUAAAUUAAUGGCUCAUUUCUAUCGUUUGGCUAAAUGGCUUAGCUUGACCGCCAAGCCAAGGGCUGCCUUCCCAAUCCUCCACCUCUGGAAAAAAUGAUCGAAAAUGGUCAAGUAUGCCCAGCGGAGACGGCGCAGUGGAAACCGGACGGGCCUCUGUGUGUAUGAGCUGGUGUGCCACAGCUUCUUAUUUUUUUGCAGAAUUUUCAAAUCCUUUUGUAAAGAUUUUUUUCAUUGAAAUUGCAACUUUUCGGACUCUAACCGAGUUUCAGUUCAUGAUGGUCGGAUUCCUGCUUUGCCAUGCGUGAUGCUCAACGCCGGCACUCACGAGCACGGCAGCACUUUCACAAAAAAUAACUUCCACUAUUCUUGUCGCAACGGCACCGCCGAAGUCAUUGGUAGGUUUUCUGUUGUUUCAGUAGUCCACCAAAUGUUGCAGCUUGCGUUGCUGACGACGGCUCCGUUGUGCAACUCGGCAGGACGUUCGUCAGAGCAGGGCUGCGUCACAAGUGUUCAGUUCAGGGUGAACAAGUCAUGUAUGAGCAAGGUUUCACGAGUUUACAUUUUAUGAAAAGAUCAAAAUUAUAAAUAAUGGGCAUUUGCACAAUAAUGGGAAGACAAAAAGUUUCUCUCUUAAAAAAAUAAGAGAAGAAUAGGUUAUUCCACAGAACUGAGAGAAAAAGUCAAUAAAAUACCAUUUCAAAUAUUGAUAAAAAAAAUAUGAAAAUCUUAAAUUGGUCUAUGAAGAACCUUUAAGUACCCUCAACCUUCAGUUAUUUCUAAAAAGAACAAUCUAUGCUUCUUUCAGAAGCCAUGUGCUACGAGAACGGCAUGCAUUACAACGUCGGCGACUCCUUCCGCAACGGCUCUUUCAAGUUGACGUGUCGGCAGAACGGGGUCGUCGUAGAUGGCAAGACUCUCCCCUGUUUCUUUUUAUACGACUCCGGUUCAGGAUGCUACAUGCACGACGGCGCAGGAGUCCUGCAAGCCGGCGAGUCGCGGAUCGAAGACGGAAAAAGACACGAGUGCGAGAUCCUCGGACCCGGAAAAGUGCGCUACGUCGUUAAAAGUCAGUUUUUUCAGAUUUUUUCGAAACACUUUUCCGUGUAUUAUCUAACUUGAAACAUUGGAAGUGCUGAAGGAACCUUGAAUCACAGUUAAAUAUUUUUGAAUGAUCAUAUUGCGUAGACUUCACAGUAAAGAACUCUAUAAAUGGAGAUUAAAAAAACCCCUUUUUUUCAAUGAAGCGAGAGCGAGUUCAAAAAAUUUCGUUUUCGAAAAAAAAAACGUUUCGUAUUGGGAACAUUUUAAAAAAAAGAGCUCUUCGCAUUAUUUUCGGAUUGAAAGUUAUAUAAUUUAUAGAUUCUAGAGUCGAACUUUUGCUGUUGCUUAGUCUUUUUGAAAUAUUUGCUGGGAUGUUUAGAGGCGCAAAUUUCUUGCAUAACCCGUAAAAAGCAUUGAAAAACGAACUCGAUUUUUUUUAAAUACCUGAAAAACUUUAUAGAUCAUAGAAAUAAUCGAAAAUGAAAGUUCCAAGACCUACACUUAUAGUCUCUAAUUAAUGAAUCAACCAAUAUUGCUGUCCUGUAGAUCGACAGCUUCUCUAGGCUUCGAACCGGUAACUCUGAUCGUACAAAUUUCCUUGAUAAAACUUUUCUUUUGAAGCUAUCAUGAGUUUGCUGAUCGAAUACGAACUUCCUCGUUAAGAGCUCGCGCUUUCGAGAAAUGAUCCAAGAUCGUUUUUCGCGAUAAGCGUCUUAUCAACCUAAUAGAUGUAAUUUCGGGAAUUUUUUAUUGGUUCGCCUGCCCUGCUUGCACUUUACUGAGACUUUCAAAAAGAGAAAUAUACAGUCGAAGCCGAGUUUGUAGAAAACCCAAAUCAUUUCACCAGAUGAUAAAUUUGACAAGCGCGAGCAGGCUUAACAAACGUAUCAGCGAUUGAUUAUCUGUGUUACCGUAUCAACGCAUCAGCGCCAAAGAGGAACUUUCAAUUUCGCUGACGAAAAGUCUUUAUCAAUUUUUGGUUGCGUAAUUAAUCGCGACCGCGAAUAAUGACCACAUUUAAAUUCGAAACUCUGCUCAGUGAUAUUUUUUGUUGAAAGCUAGCAUAAAUUAUCUGAUAGCUUGUUAAUUUUGAAAAACCGCGCAAUUUAUUUUUUUUUAACUUCAAGUAAUCAGCAACGUUUCUCAUUCAGUUGAAGGGAAAAAACAGAGAGAAGUACUCGUUGAUAAUCUUAAUAAAUACCAACGAAAAAGGCUAAACAUCUCUCAUAAAAACUUCAGUCUUACGAGUAAGAAAAAUCUUGCCAUAUGGGAUCUGUUGAUAAUCUAAAAACUACAGAACCUACUCAACUUUUAUUGCCAGCUUGAUCCCUCGAUGUUAUUAAGAUUCACAGAACGGGGCUGAUGUUAAUUUACAAGCCAAAGAUUGUUCGAAUUCAAGGUUCUAAGAGAUUUCAGUGAUGGGGUGUUUACACGAGGGAUCUCAGUACAACGUCGGGCAGAUCUGGACUCACCAACACGUCCGCUACCAGUGCAAAAACGACGGCUCUAUCAACGUCCUCGGUUGGUUAUUUUCUUUGAAAAACGCUGUAGGAUGUGAUGUGAAAUAAUUUCCAAGCGUGCAUUUUCGAGGUUGAUUAUCAUUCUAGAGAAGUUUCUAGUUUCGGGGUUCUGUAGAGAAACCUUGGGCCAUAGAUUAGAGUCUUGUGACGGUGUCUUGUCGCGUUCUCAACCGGUUGACCGGUGCAUUCCGACGCCGUCACGCGGUUUUGCCAGCUGGCGGCUGUGGCUCGGCACGCUGCCAGUUAGCAAUCGUCACCUUUUUGCACUUUUCUUUUUCCCAAAGAACGAUCAUUAAAUUUAUUUGGUUUUCCGUGGUCAAAAGUAAGUGAUUAGAAACGGUCCUCCUAAACAACUUUUCUCUAGAACUUUUUGACUUGAGGCUGCAUCGACGAAGGGAUGUUCGUGGAGAUCGGCAGAGACCUGCUGAUGAACGGCCUCGCCUACCGCUGCUACCAAGUUGGCAACACAACUUUCUUUCACAAGUGAGCCGAUACGUACAAAGUCCCUGCAUGGCUCCAUGCGUGAGCUCAAUCUCGGGAACUGAGCUUCAAUAUCUACAGACACCUGUAUCGUCCAAGAAUUUAAUCAGAUUCAAACGAUGAGGAAACACGGCUAAACUAAAGAAAAAGAGAUGUCAAUACAAUUAUAUUGAGUUUGACUCAUUAAAAAAAAAUGAAUCUUUGCUUUGCUUCUCUCACCACAGAAUCAUUGGAAAAAUACCAAAUGCUCCGACUCAAGUUUUCAGUUUUCUAAAAAAAAAAUUUUUCUUUUCUCUUGUUGGUUGAGAUUCCAUAGCGCUUUUUUUUCCGUUCCGGCUCUUGUAAUCGAUUCUUCAAGAGAUUUCUUUCGAGAUCUCGUGGGAAUGCUUCAGAAGAGCUUCCGUGCGAGAAAUGAGUCUGCUCACUACAAAAUCCGCCUUUUGCAGUGGGAAGCAAUAAUUGUGGGAACAUUCAGAUGGUUUUUUCUCUUCUUCAUUUUGUAGUCGUGGAAAAUUAUCAUGGAGGUUCUCUCAGUACAUUAAUUAAGCCUCAGAAACCACUGAGAUUUUUCUUGGUUACGGUAUUUCUUUAUUGAAAGCUUUUUUCCAGCCUGAAAGCUGUAUAUUACCUUUCUCAAGCUAUACAAAACUCUUGUUGCUCGAUUCUCAUCAGAUCAAAGGGAAGUUCUAAUAAACUUUACAAACAGUAAAAAAAGAAGAAAACAUAUUAAAAUAUCGUUUAAACGGGAAAAAUUGUUAGAACAGUUGUUUUCAUCUCACUAAAUCAUCAGUGAUGUUUGCAUUUAAUAUUUCGUUUUAAUUCCUUUCUCUAAUUUUUUUGAUAGUUUUGCAUCUUUUUUUCAGAUUCGCUUGUGAUGGACCUUCUUUGAGCCACUGCAUAGCCAAUUCGUUGCGAAAGAAACGAAGAGUUGCUUGA
This is a messenger RNA of Caenorhabditis auriculariae, 5823 nucleotides long. The record is from the annotation of a GenBank genome assembly. NCBI's taxonomy places the organism in Eukaryota, Metazoa, Nematoda, Chromadorea, Rhabditida, Rhabditidae.